AUGGGCCCUUCCCGCCGAGUCCUGCGGCGCCUCCGGGACAGCACCGGGACGGCCCCGCCCGCCGGGAAUUGUUUUGGGAUCGUUUUGCCGCGGGCCGCGGCGGGGCCGGCGGGUGCCUCCGGAACCCCUCGGGCUGCGGAGAGAUGGCGGCGCUGGGCCGUGAGCGGGGCCGGGGACAGGGACGGGACACGGACGGGCCGGGGACAGGGGCAGGACGGGGACAGGGACCGGUUUGGGGACCGAAACAAGCCCUCGAUCCCCCGCCGAGGGAGUGACCGGGAGGGAGCCCUGAGGGGACAGCAGGCGGUUCCCGGCCCACAGCCGCGCUCAGCUCUCCCGUCCUCUCUUGCAGGUCUCCGGCUCCCCGCGCACGGUGUGCUGGGCUGGCGGCCCGGCUCUGUGAGUCCCGUUCAGGCUCAGCUGCUCCAUCAGACGCCGGCGGCCGAUCACGCUGACAGCUCUGUCCAGGUGCAGAAGAGCUCUGCUGUUGUCCAGAGGAAAUCCUACGUCCCCAGCAGCCGUGGCGAGUACGUCAUCACCAAGCUCGAUGACCUGGUCAACUGGGCACGGCGGAGCUCCCUGUGGCCCAUGACCUUCGGGCUGGCCUGCUGUGCCGUGGAGAUGAUGCACAUGGCAGCUCCUCGCUACGACAUGGAUCGUUUUGGGGUGGUGUUCCGGGCCAGCCCCCGCCAGGCUGACGUCAUGAUCGUGGCGGGGACCCUGACCAACAAAAUGGCCCCGGCGCUGCGCAAGGUCUAUGACCAGAUGCCAGAGCCUCGCUACGUGGUGUCCAUGGGGAGCUGUGCCAACGGUGGGGGCUACUACCACUACUCCUACUCUGUGGUGAGGGGCUGCGACCGCAUCGUGCCCGUGGACAUUUAUGUGCCAGGUUGCCCACCCACAGCUGAGGCUCUGCUCUACGGGAUCCUGCAGCUGCAGAGGAAAAUCAAGAGGGAGAGGAGGUUGCAGAUCUGGUACAGGAAAUAGCCUUUAUUUAUGUCCCCACUCCCUGCCCCCGGGCACUGCUCACGUUCACGCACAAAUCCGGCUCCUCACGCGCCUUCCAAUAAAACUCUACCUGGUCCA
This is a messenger RNA of Parus major (Great Tit), 1086 nucleotides long. RefSeq names its product NADH:ubiquinone oxidoreductase core subunit S7 (gene NDUFS7). Gene Ontology annotation, biological process: mitochondrial respiratory chain complex I assembly; electron transport coupled proton transport; aerobic respiration. Lineage: Eukaryota; Metazoa; Chordata; Aves; Passeriformes; Paridae. Gene Ontology annotation, molecular function: quinone binding; 4 iron, 4 sulfur cluster binding; NADH dehydrogenase (ubiquinone) activity. The coding region runs from base 1 to 987 and encodes 328 amino acids. The transcript has 8 exons. The record is from RefSeq and is a predicted model, not a curated record.